This is a messenger RNA of Ixodes scapularis (black-legged tick), 906 nucleotides long. RefSeq names its product venom metalloproteinase antarease-like TfasMP_A. The record is from RefSeq and is a predicted model, not a curated record. The transcript has 9 exons. Gene Ontology annotation, molecular function: metalloendopeptidase activity. Gene Ontology annotation, biological process: proteolysis. NCBI's taxonomy places the organism in Eukaryota, Metazoa, Arthropoda, Arachnida, Ixodida, Ixodidae. The coding region runs from base 1 to 906 and encodes 301 amino acids.
AUGGUUCCGCUGAAAGUAUUCCUCGUGCUUUGCUUCGUGGCUUAUGCUACGUCGCUGAAUGGACGUUUCGAAGUAGACUCAAAAAAGCCGGAUGGAAGCGCAGUUAUGGCGCGUGACUCAGGUACACUUUCUGCUGGAGGUUCAGCCUAUCUGGAACUUUACAUAUAUUAUAGUAGACACAUAAAAAAACGUCUUGGUGAUAAAAAAGUGGUGUUGGAAUAUUUGAAACAGUUUUUAAAAAGGGUAAACAAGAUUCUGAAAACUGCGGAAGCAAUUGUAACUGUGCAGUUCAGUCUUCUGGGAGCCAGUCAAUGGAAUGAGGAUCACAGAGCUCUCACUGAAGACAGAAAAGCCCUAGAUGCCGAACUUUUGAUUGCGAUACUUAAGGUGUACGGGAAGAGGCUUGCGACACGGCUGCACAAGGAAAAGCACAGAAAUAUAGAUGCUGUCUUGUUUCUUACCACGUCACACAUUAGAAAUAUGUCUAUGAGUGAGACCGAAAACACCAACAGCAACAAUAUUGGAACCAGUAAACAGAACGACGUUCUGACAGGCAUUGUAGGACGAAUCGGAGGUAUUUGUCUGAAGGAACAUUUUGUCGCAGCAGCGACGGAUGAUGGAAAAUACCGUGGUGUUAAAAGCGCCGCUCGCCAGCUGUCUAUUCUUAUGGGCGCCGUGGAAGACGGUCAAGGCCCUCCUGGUAGGGAGUAUGUUCGGGGAAGUGAUGGGGCAUUAGGGUGCCCGUACAGUGACGGCUAUCUUAUGGGGAAGCCGAAUGGCAAGAACAGCGAAAGGCUGUCCAGGUGCUCUGGGUCCUCGUACAUAAUGGGUAUAAGGCAACAUGGACCCGGAUGUUACGACCAAACCCCACCCAAAGAAUCGUUGGGCAACGAAAUCCUGGAAUAA